GCUAGGAACACUCUGUUUCGAUUCUUCUCCCACACUCUCCCUAUUAACCACAUCAGAGAGAAGGCGGCAUGCCAACUAUGUGGCCUCUCUGUCACUUCUAAACCAUACGACCACUUCUUUGUCCACUGCUGUGUGUCCACCCACCAGAACCACAUGGCCCCUGUCCUUUAG
Molecule: messenger RNA, 171 nt
Organism: Acytostelium subglobosum LB1
Lineage: Eukaryota; Evosea; Eumycetozoa; Acytosteliales; Acytosteliaceae
Exons: 1
Source: RefSeq, a predicted model, not a curated record